Molecule: messenger RNA, 993 nt
Organism: Pleurotus ostreatus (oyster mushroom)
Lineage: Eukaryota; Fungi; Basidiomycota; Agaricomycetes; Agaricales; Pleurotaceae
Exons: 12
Coding region: 1-993 (330 amino acids)
Biological process (GO): carbohydrate metabolic process
Molecular function (GO): hydrolase activity, hydrolyzing O-glycosyl compounds
Source: RefSeq, a predicted model, not a curated record
AUGGGUAUGCAUAUUAAGAUUCUCGGGGCUCUCCUUUCCAUCCUUGCGCUGCAAUGCAUGGUGGCAUUCGGAUUCACUAACCCCAUCAAGAAGACGGACGGUUCUGAUCCCUUCAUGGUUUUCCAUGAAGGAUUUUACUACUUAACAAGCACGACGUGGUCGAAUAUACAAAUCACUCGCGCUACCACCAUCAAUGGGUUGAAGACAGCCACUCCCAAGGUUAUAUGGACGGAUUCUACCGCGUCGAGGUGUUGCAACGUCUGGGCUCCAGAGAUCCAUUGGAUGCCGAAUGAAGGUGCAUGGUUCAUUUACUACAGUGCUGGAACGGCUGGUACACUCGACAACCAACGCAUCCACGUCCUUCGCGGGUCGUCGAACAUCAUAUGGGAUUCUAGUUGGAGCUACGCCUCGCGUAUCACUAUCCCGAACAGAGACGUUUGGUCGAUCGAUGCCACCGUCCUCAUCGUCGGCGCGAACAGGUACUUAGUAUACUCGAGCUGGGAUGGUGCUUUCCAAUGCCUCUGGAUCGCCCAAAUGAAUAGCGCGACCUCGGUCGGAACGCCCGUCAAAAUAGCGACGCCUACCCUCUCUUGGGAACAAGUCGGAUCCAACGUGAACGAAGGUCCUGCAGCGAUCUAUCACGGAGGCCGUACUUGGAUCGUCUUCUCCGCCUCUGGGUGUGCCGGCACUGGGUACAAGCUUGGAAGACUCGAGUUGACCGGCUCGAACCCGAUGAGCGCCAGCUCGUGGACGAAGUUCCCCAAUCCCGUGUUCCAAACAGCGAAUGGCGUGGACCAGCCCGGCCACAACGGUUUCUUCCUCAGCCCCAGCGGCAACCAGAUCCACAUGGUGUACCACGCGUCACCAACAUCGCCAGGAAACUGCGAUGGAACCCGCUAUACCGCUGUGCAGAUGGUUAAUUGGAAUUCGGAUGGGACACCUAACUUUGGUAAUCCCCGCCCUUUGUCGGAGAGCAUUCCCGAACCUGUAUAA